AAUCUCAUUGAUAUCAAACACAACACAUACAAUAACUUGGCUCCAUGUGACAUUCAAUAUGAAUUCAAGAGCUGUAUUGAUCGCAAACCCACCCUCGUGGCUGUCAGUCCAAUAGGAAUGACGGCCAUUCCGUGACCUUAGCUCCAGUCUAUUCCCGUUAAAACACAAGCAACGCACCCUAUGUUGUCGCCGUGAAAUCUGCCUCUGGAUCCCAUCGCUCUUUAUGUUACGGUUAGCCCGUUACGCCCAGCCCGGGAGCCUGAUCUGCUCGGGCGGGGUCCUGCAAUGGAUGGAGGACCGCGAAGAGCAAGGUAUCUCCCAGCCCGUUCACGGAUUCGACCAACCUGAGGCUUACCCGGACCUGUCACCCGCAUACGAACAUCGCUCAGAUUUGACCUGGCGUCAACGCCUAGGUUUGAUGUGGCGCCUGGACGAGUAUGGUCAAGUCAGUCCCGAGCUUGAACUGGUCCUAUCCUCUACCGUGGCCGUCAGUCUGGUCUCAGGCACGGUGGGCGGGGUCUUCAAGGGCAUUGACGCCUUCAAGGAGUUCCGUUUGCGUAACCAACACGAAAUGUUUCGAUCGCCGUUUGAGGCCCAGCAACAGAUGCAGGAUAGGGUGGUCUUGACGCAGAUGCGUUGGUUCAUGCGCUACGCCCUCAAGUUUGGGGCCAUGACCUUGGCUUUCACGGCUAUCUCGCUCUCAUUGACGGCCAUGCGAAACCGGAUCAACCCGUUAGAUCAUGCCUUGGCGGGUGGUUUGGUGGGAGCGGCUUGCGUUUUUAUGGAGGGGCCCCGAGCCAUGGUGGGGAUGGGGCUGAGCGGGGUCAUGUUGGGACUGAUGGCGGGUAUCAGCUUGUCGGCCAUCCAUUGGCUCACUGGGGAAACGGUGAGUGACCGAUGGCUCCGAAGACAUCAGGAACGCCUACGCGAACGGGCUGAACUGAACAAGGAGAGUGAUGAGUCGAUUGAGUUUUUGUUGAGUGGUCGCAAAGUCGACAAACCGAGCCUAAGUGACAUGGAAGAUAGUGCAGAGCGUGAUUUGACCUAUGUCGAGCGAACUGUGAACAAGUUGAAGGAGUUUUUCAAUAUGUAACGGUACCUAUGUUGUUGAAAGUACUUUCUCUUAAUAGUAAUGAGAAAAAGCUA
Tigriopus californicus is the source of this 1146-nucleotide messenger RNA. RefSeq lists its product as uncharacterized. Gene Ontology annotation, cellular component: mitochondrion. The record is from RefSeq and is a predicted model, not a curated record. Lineage: Eukaryota; Metazoa; Arthropoda; Copepoda; Harpacticoida; Harpacticidae. The transcript has a single exon. Bases 224 to 1093 code for a protein of 289 amino acids.